CUUCUCUUUUGCCAAGCAGUAAAAAUAUAAAAAUCCCCAAAUUCUGGCGGGAAUUUGAUUUGGCGGAAAUUGUUCAUAAUUUGACAUUUUUACUCAAGCUCGUAGUCGUAGCUUCCCAUUAUCUUUCAAUUUUGUAAACCCUAAGAGAGAGAGAGAGAGAGAGAGAGAGAGAGAAAGCUCAAAUUCUCUAAUUAACAGCUCUGUAUUUUUAGGGUUUCAUUUCUUCAUCGAUAGAGAACAUUUUCAUACCAUGGAUGGAAAUGGCCUAUCCUCUGAUGAAGUCAUUGCAAAACUGAUUGAGAUGGGAUUUCAGAAUUCUUCUGUCUUGGAAGCUGUAAAAGCAGUGGGUCCAUCAUUUGAUGAUGCUCUGGAGUAUCUCUCAAAUUAUUCUCAUAGAAAUAGUCGGGGUGCAUCUAGUAGUUCUAGAUGUUCCACAAGCAAUGAAAAAAAUCUAGGUAAAAGAACCUUGUCCUCCUUACCUUCUUCAGGUCAACUACGACAGUCGAGCAUACUGGACCAUUUCCAAUCCACAGCUAGACCUAAAAAACGCAGGACUGGUUUUCUACCUGAUGCAUUGGUUCCUGUGGAAGAACAUAAGGAAGAUCUUUCUGGCAUGCAUUGUAACCUUGAAACUAUGUCGGAAUUAUUUCCAGUUGACUGCCCUUGGGAGUUGGACAUUGCAUCAGAUUGGGAGAAGAAAGUUGUCAGUCUCUUGCAAAAGCAUUUCCGGUAUUCAUCCUUGAAGAAUUUCCAGAAGGAAGCCUUGGCUGCUUGGUUAGCUCAUCAAGAUUGUCUUGUCCUUGCCGCCACAGGGUCUGGGAAAUCAUUGUGUUUCCAGAUUCCAGCGUUAUUAACAGGGAAAGUUGUAGUGGUGAUUUCACCCUUGAUUAGUUUGAUGCAUGAUCAAUGCUUAAAGCUAGCAAAACAUGGGGUCUCUGCUUGCUUUCUUGGUUCUGGGCAACCUGACAGUACUGUGGAACAGAAAGCAAUGAGAGGCAUGUAUAGCAUUGUAUAUGUUUGUCCAGAGACAGUUUUAAGAUUGAUAAAACCACUUCAGAGGCUUGCAGAAGGUCGUGGAAUUGCUUUGUUUGCCAUUGAUGAAGUCCAUUGUGUUUCCAAGUGGGGUCAUGAUUUUCGGCCUGAUUACAGGCGACUAUCUGUGUUGCGGGAGAAUUUCAGUGCUUGCAAUUUAAAAUUCUUAAAAUAUGAUAUACCACUGAUGGCCUUGACUGCUACUGCCACAAUUCGGGUUCGGGAAGAUAUUCUUAAAUCGCUGUGCAUGUCAAAGGAAACAAAAAUUGUUAUUACUUCAUUUUUUAGGCCAAAUCUUCGGUUUUCGGUAAAACAUAGUAGAACAUCUUCACCAGCUUCCUAUGCAAAGGAUUUCAGUGAAUUGAUAGACAUGUAUGUCAGAAAGAGAAAGACUGGUGAGAAGAAACAGACUAUCAUCUCAGAAGAAUUAGAUGAUACAUCUUAUGGCUCUGAUAGUUAUGAAAUUGAGGAUUCCUAUACUGGUGGAGAUGUUGAUGAAGUAGAUUCAACGGAGGAAAAUGGUUUGACUGCUUCAAAGGGAAAAGAGAUGUCAGUUGAAUAUUUAGAAAAUGAUGUUGACGUAUUUCAGAGUGUGGAUGAUUGGGAUGUUGCCUUUGGUGAAUUCUAUGGACAAUCUUCUUGGGAGGAAGGGGAUAUGAGAGGGUUAUCUGAGACAAUUGAUCCACCAAGUAAACCAGAAGAAAGAUUAAGACUUCUGCAUGAGCCCUUAGAACAAGGUCCAACCAUCAUAUAUGUUCCUACUAGAAAAGAAACAUUGAAAAUCGCAAAAUUUCUUUGUGGUUUUGGUGUGAAGGCAGCUGCUUAUAACGCAUCGUUGCCAAAAUCACAUUUAAGGCGGGUUCACAAGGAAUUUCAUGAAAAUACUUUAGAGGUAAGGAUUUUAGCUUUUCAUGGAAGAUGCUGAAAAUGCAUAAGGCUU
Molecule: messenger RNA, 1972 nt
Organism: Quercus lobata
Lineage: Eukaryota; Viridiplantae; Streptophyta; Magnoliopsida; Fagales; Fagaceae
Product: ATP-dependent DNA helicase Q-like SIM
Exons: 8
Coding region: 251-1957 (568 amino acids)
Biological process (GO): double-strand break repair via homologous recombination
Cellular component (GO): nucleus; cytoplasm; chromosome
Molecular function (GO): protein binding; ATP binding; nucleic acid binding
Source: RefSeq, a predicted model, not a curated record